AGAGGGAGAGAGGGAGGCGAUGAGAGGAAGCUGCAAUAAACACACAGGGCGUCUGCGCCUCCCUAAGUAGGACAAUAAAGUGAGGACGGCAUCAAUGCUCUAACAAUGGAUUUAUCAGACAUGCUUCUUCUCAAAGUUUUCCUCUUCGCCUGCUUACUGAACUACAGCCAAGGACACUACAGAAACCCACUGAACAAGUACAUCCGUCACUAUGAAGGCCUGUCCUACGACACAGAGCUUGUGCACAGCAAGCAUCAGAGGGCCAAGAGGGCACUCAACCACGAAGACAAGUUCCUUCAUUUAGAUUUUCAUGCCCAUGGAAGGCAUUUUAAUUUACGGAUGAAGAGGGACAACACCUUGUUUUCCCCAGAUUUAAAGGUAGAUGUUUCAGGAGAAGAGAUUCCUUAUGAUACGGCUCAUAUCUACACUGGAGAAAUCUAUGGAGAGAAAGGUACCCUUACUCAUGGCUCCAUUGUGGAUGGUAAGUUCGAGGGCUUCAUUCAGAGCUACCAGGGCAACUACUACGUGGAACCUGCAGAGAGAUACUUGGAAGGCAAAGAUGUGCCUUUCCACUCUGUCAUUUACCACGAAGACGAUAUACACUACCCGCACAAGUACGGCCCAGAAGGAGGCUGUGCUGAUAGCUCAGUGUUUGAUAGGAUGAAGAAGUACCAAACAUCUGCCAUGGAGGAGCCACCCAAGGAGCUCCACUCUGAGGCGGGUUUUAAUGAACCUGUACUGCUGAGGAAGAGGAGGAUGGCGCAGGCUGAGAAAAACACCUGCCAGCUUUUUAUUCAGACCGACCACCUCUUCUUCAAGUACUACAAGACCAGAGAGGCUGUCAUUGCUCAGAUCUCCAGUCACGUCAAGGCCAUUGAUGCCAUUUACCAGGGCACUGACUUUAUGGGCAUCCGCAACAUCAGCUUCAUGGUGAAAAGGAUCAGGAUCAACACCACCAAUGUCGAUAGGGACAGGUCCAACCCAUUCCGCUUUUCCAACAUCGGUGUGGAGAAGUUCCUGGAGCUUAACUCUGAGCAGAACCAUGACGACUACUGCCUCGCUUACGUUUUCACCGACAGAGACUUUGAUGACGGAGUGCUGGGCCUGGCCUGGGUGGGAGCCCCCUCAGGGAGCUCUGGAGGCAUCUGUGAAAAAAGCAAGCUCUACUCUGAUGGAAAAAAGAAAUCUCUCAACACUGGUAUAAUCACUGUACAGAACUAUGCCUCCCACGUACCUCCCAAAGUCUCCCAUAUCACUUUUGCGCAUGAAGUAGGACACAACUUUGGCUCCCCGCACGACUCUGGAUCUGAGUGUACCCCAGGGGAAUCCAAGAGCCAAGACAAGAAGGAGAAGGGCAAUUAUAUCAUGUAUGCAAGAGCCACAUCAGGAGACAAGCUCAACAACAAUAAGUUCUCCAUCUGCAGCGUUCGCAACAUCAGCCAGGUGCUGGAGAAAAAGAGAAGCAACUGCUUUGUCGAGUCUGGUCAGCCCAUAUGUGGUAACGGUCUGGUGGAGCCAGGAGAGGAGUGUGACUGCGGCUACAGUGAUCAGUGCAAGGACCAGUGCUGCUACGAUGCCAACCAGGCCGACAACAAGAAGUGCAAAAAGAAGCCUAACAAAGUUUGCAGUCCCAGCCAAGGUCCUUGUUGUACACAAGAGUGCUCUUACAAGGGUCGUAACGACAAGUGCAGAGAGGAGUCCGAGUGCGCUCACCAGGGCAUGUGCAACGGAGUCAGUCCUCAGUGCCCCACGUCCGAGCCCAAAGCCAACUUCACCGCCUGCCACGGAGAGACACAAGUCUGCCUCAACGGGGGCUGCUCCGGUUCCAUCUGUGAAAAGUAUGGGCUCGAGGCGUGCACCUGUGCCAGCCAGGAUGGCAAGGACGAAACGGAGCUCUGCCACGUGUGCUGCAUGGAGAAGAUGAAUCCUAACACGUGCAGCAGCACCGGAUCAGAAAAACUGGCUCGUUUCUUCAACAAGAAGGUGACCACCCUCCCAGCCGGCUCGCCUUGCAACGACUUCAAGGGUUACUGUGACGUGUUCAUGAAAUGUCGUCUGGUGGAUGCAGACGGGCCGCUCGCCAGGCUAAAGAAGGCCAUCUUCAACCCUGAGCUCUAUGAGAACAUUGCAGAGUGGAUCGUGGCUCAUUGGUGGGCAGUGUUGUUGAUGGGCAUUGCCCUCAUCAUGCUCAUGGCUGGAUUUAUUAAGAUCUGCAGUGUGCACACACCGAGCAGUAACCCCAAACUCCCCCCUCCCAAACCACUUCCAGGCACUUUGAAGAGGCGGCGAGCGCAGCAGCAAGCUAACUCCCAGGUGCAGCACCAGUCUCAGCACGCCCACCCGCACGGCCAUGCCGGGCAUGGGGCCCAGCGGCAGCCGGCGAGGCAGCCAGCGAGGCAGCCGCAGCCCCAGAGGCACCACCGUCAGCCCAGAGAGAACUAUCAGAUGGGCCAGAUGAGACGCUGAGGCCCUGUGGACACCGCCCCCCCACCCCCGCCCCACCCACACACCUCCCCCCAAUGCCUUGGCUCCUCCUUGUGCCUACAGUGGGAAACAAAAGCGUCACUCCAUCCAAAGAAAAAGCCUGACAUGGUUGUUAGUCACCACCAUAUCCUCCAUCUACAGACAAAACGGACACGUGGAAAAGAGAAAACACUAUCUAGCAGCUCAAUUGGCUCUUUGUGGAGUUGACUCGACCAUCAGCCAUUUCCAAUGCAGUGCGAUCUAGCAUCUCCACAUUUUUUUUCUUUCUUCUUUCUUUCUUUUUUUUGAAGGAGUGCCAAGGAGUUAAGGAAUAAUGUGUAGCUUUAGUACAUUCUGUGACGUGUUUUAUUUUAAUUUUAAUUUUUUUAUUUCUUUUUCCGUUCUAUUGCAACGUCUUUUUGAGUGACACACCCUUGGCUGCUGGUUAAUUGUUCUGUGCUUUUAAUUUGACACUCAAGCCAGAAAUGAGAGACACUCCGAGAGGAUUUGCGGCACUUUUUGUGAUUUACACAUGUCAAACGGCAAAAGACACAGGCUCCGCUCUCUUGUGCAGACAGUCUUCUGCAUGUGACUGUACAUAUUUAGUGUAUCAUAAGUGAAAACAAACUAUUUCUUCUACUGUAAAUGUGUACUUCUUCACUUUUAUUUCUUUUAAUUGUUUUGGUUAGUGCUCUCAGGACUCUUUAACACAUGAAUGAAGGGUCGAUGGUUGUGGGGAGUUCCUUGGAUGCCGCUGCCGAGGAUUUGAGGCCGUCGAGUUCUCCCCGGCGUCGUCCAGUCAGGUGGAGCUCCCUCACAUUUCGAUUGCGGAAGUUUCAGAUUUGAACAACAAGGUCACCAUAUCCCCCAUUCCAGGCCUUGUCUGUUUAAGGUCCCCUUUUCUCCAUCUUUUUUUUUUUAUUUAUUUUUUUUUUAACUGUCUUGCUAACAUCACAUUUUUCUCAUGUCGCAUAACAAGCUAGAUGAGGUUUGGAAUCACGGGAACAGAAAGGGAAGGUACACCUUAUUAUUGUCUUUACUGUUUUUGAUGAAGAAGAACGAAUAACCACUAAAUGAAGCUAAAGAGGAUUCUACCUGUUCAGCUAUAUUAAAACAAGGGAAAAUGAAGACUGCUUAGUUUAGAAAUGAGAGUGUAUCAUGUUUCAGAGUUAGCUUACGUUGGUGUGGAAGUAAAUUGAAAAAUGACUCCGGUGUGGAUGUACAAAAAAAAAUGUAAGAUGAAAAACAUUCUAUUAUUCUUCAAGAUAGCGAAUCUAAGAACUUUUCAAUGUGGGCAUGCGGACACAUUUAUUAAAUGUGACUAUUAAUUGACCAAGGUCUGUAAUGUUUGUAUGUCACUCAACACUAUUUACUUUGACAAAUAUUAAUGUUAGUCUUAAAACAAAGUGGAAGGAGCCGUGUAUCGCAGCAGUGUUGUUACAUUAUUCACUAACACAUUCCUCUGUGUGUUCACUAGAUUCACAGGAGACGAGCAGCUGUUAUGUUUUUGUUUUCUUUUAAAAACUCAACUGCAGUUUUCUCCUGGUCACAUCGCCUCAUGGACUGAAUCCUAUACGAGCCCGUGAGCGCAGGCCCUAAUGUGAGUUUACAUCAGCGUGCCAUAAAACUUUAUAAAAGCUGAUUUUUGCGCAGAGAAUGCAUCUGUCAAGGUUUCUGGAGACACUUUAAACGGAAGAAAUGAAGAAGAUUCGAUUGUUUCUGUGGGAGGAUGUGUUUUCUUCUUCCUCUCGGUGCAGGAAGUGGAUCCGGGAAAAGCUUUCGAAACCAGUGGAGAGGAUUUGAUCAAUCUGGUCAUGAUCCAUUAUGCAGAAUCUCGUGAUUUAUUUAAGAUGCAAAUGUUUGACACACCAAAAAUAAUUUGGCGUGUGGAUUUGCACAAGCAUUCAAAUGCAGGGCUUUGCAUUAUACAUUUCUGCUCGGACAUGGCGUCAUCGUUAUUAUUUUUCAAUGCAGGCACUGCGAAUCUGAAAUAACAUCGAUCACCACGGUCCUGAUGGUCGUAGUCAUCAUUCGCGUGCUCUAGAGGGGGACAUGAAAAUACUGUGUCUCGCCAUUCAAUUAAUUUCACAUGGCAGGUGAUUCAGGCAGGUCGGCUGUUGCUACAACUCUUUACGUCUGUACAAAAUGGAGCUCUUUUUAAAUUUCACCGUCUAGGCUGCGCCGCGCCCGUUGAGCCUAUAAAACCCUAUGUGUAAAACUUGUACAGUACUUCGGAAAAAUUUGGAUUUCAUUUGAAGAUGAAAAACGACAUUUUGAUACAUCAGUUUCAUUUUUUGUAUUUCUAAUUCCAGAGUAAAUUGUUCAAAGAUGUUCAUAUGUGACAAACUCUCCUAAGUUAUUUAUGUUCUUUCUAUGUGCUAGUUGAACUGGUUUGCUUACGAUGAUACUUUUUCUCCACCGUCAUCAAUGGGAAAAACAAAUUCAGUGUGAUGGAGUCAAUGUUACAUUCUCAUUUUUGUCUUCGUUAUCCUGUGGCAUGGUAUGGGUAGACGAGCAGAAGAAAAUAAUGCCUGUAAAUUUACUUUUUCUUUUUAAUUUCGUAGUCUUGGUAAAGUUUUUAGAUAAACGUGCACUGAAAAUGUCCAAAUUGAGUUGAAAUGUGGUAGGUGAUGUAGGCCGAAAGAACACAAGAUUAAAAAGUAAUACUACUGUCUGAUUUUAAUGUUCACUGUGUUUUAUACAGUAUCGGAAAUUUUUGUUCACUUUGAACAUUUUUACUAAAAAAAAAAAAAAAAAUUCAAAUUGUAUUGUGCAAAGAGAUGUAAUUUUUUGGAGUACUUGAAAUGCAUUAAUUAAAAGACUCAUUCAAAAAUAAAAUAGACCCCUGUUUACUGUCUGUAAAGUGUGCAGUCUUUGGUUUUCCUUGUUUGUUUGAUGCAGUUUUAGUCGUGUGUUCUGAGGUCUGAUUUAAAACAAGAUCAUGAAUUAACAGCAGCUUGUGUUACAAACUGGAGUGAGCUUUUAAAGAUGUGGACAUUUUCACAGACGGGACCUUGUUGGAUUUCAGUGUUUUUGUAACAAAUUGGGAUUAAAAGUUCAAAUAUUUCUCCUGCAAU
Molecule: messenger RNA, 5540 nt
Organism: Platichthys flesus (European flounder)
Lineage: Eukaryota; Metazoa; Chordata; Actinopteri; Pleuronectiformes; Pleuronectidae
Product: disintegrin and metalloproteinase domain-containing protein 10-like
Exons: 16
Coding region: 106-2466 (786 amino acids)
Biological process (GO): Notch signaling pathway; membrane protein ectodomain proteolysis
Cellular component (GO): synaptic membrane; plasma membrane
Molecular function (GO): metalloendopeptidase activity involved in amyloid precursor protein catabolic process
Source: RefSeq, a predicted model, not a curated record